Molecule: messenger RNA, 5345 nt
Organism: Periophthalmus magnuspinnatus
Lineage: Eukaryota; Metazoa; Chordata; Actinopteri; Gobiiformes; Gobiidae
Product: rho guanine nucleotide exchange factor 12
Exons: 38
Coding region: 535-4824 (1429 amino acids)
Biological process (GO): G protein-coupled receptor signaling pathway; intracellular signal transduction
Cellular component (GO): cytoplasm
Molecular function (GO): G protein-coupled receptor binding; guanyl-nucleotide exchange factor activity
Source: RefSeq, a predicted model, not a curated record
UUCCUCUUGAAUUCGCACACAUUUGUGGGGUGGGGGCAUUUCCUUUUUCCCACCCCAGCCCCUCUCUCACGCUGAAUACCACCGCUGUGUGCAUGCAUCCACCCGGGGCAUAGACGUGACCAGACGCCGAGGAGGAUGCGCUCUGGGCGGACUUGACCCACUCCACGCCUCGGCCGCUCUUUCAGCUUCCACAGCACCGAGCGGACAGCAGUGUAGUAUGCACAGUGACCAGGGGAAACUGUUGAGAGUUGGUGCUCGAAGUUUGACGCAUUUUCCGGGGAGAGGAUGUAGUGUCGUCUCGCUGCUUCUUCGGAAAAGUUCAGAAGUAUUUUCACGGGCUGGCUAAUGGCACACAUUCUGUCCAAAGGAGCUGAUCGGAUAACUGAAGCUUGAUUUAUGGGAGUUUGGUGCCAAAGUGGAAAAAGAGGACCAGCGUAGAGCCGUGGACAGCGAUCAGACUGCGGGAGGAGCGCUUUCAUGGAGGAUCAUCAUGGUUUUUAAGUAGGAUCCGCGCAAAGGCAGAGGGCAGCGCCAAUGAGCGGGACACAGGCGACCCUCGCUGACAGGACCCCAAGCAUCCUGAACAAAGAGUGUUUGGACAGAAGGCCCAGGACAGAGCGACCCCCUGUGGCCCUCAAACAGGAUUUUGAUCCCACAGGCCUGGUGCAGCGCUGUGUGAUCAUCCAGAGGGAUGAGAACGGCUUUGGGCUGACGGUGAGCGGAGACAACCCUGUGUUUGUACAGCUGGUCAAAGAAGAUGGAGCCGCCAUGAGGGCUGGAGUACAGACCGGAGACCGCAUCAUCAAGGUGAACGGCACUCUGGUGACUCACUCCAACCACAUCGAGGUGGUCAAGCUCAUCAAAUCUGGUUCCUAUGUGGCCCUGACGGUUCUGGGCCGGCCCCCUGGUCUUCCUCAGAUCCCUCUGGAGGAUGAGCUUUCCCCCCUGUCCCCUGUGUCCCCUGUGUCCACACUGCACUCCCCCGUCCUAUCAGGAGGGGGCAGCGCCAGCCCUCUGUCCCUCAGGAGUCCACUGUCCUGCAGCCUGUCCCCAAGCAGCUCCAUCCACAGCAGCCCCUUGACCUCACUCAGUCCCCUACCCUCCCUCAGCCCCCUGGCCUCCUGCCCACUGGAGGAGCUGCAGAGUGACAACAGAAACAGCCAAUCAGAUCCACCCCUGAGGGCAGACACCCAAGUGGAGAUACAGGUUACCAGAACAGACAAUGUGGAUGACGGCAGGUUGUGUCCGCUGGUGGACAUGUCUCUGUCCUCACACAGGGACAGUAGCAUCCAGAACCCAGUCCAGAGCAGUGGAGACACGUCCUGCUCCCCCCCAGAGGACAGCCGCUUGGAGGGACACAGCCUGGGGACAACGAUGGACAUGGAGGAUGCCCUGGGACAGGCGGGGCUCGCACCUCCAUCCCCCAUCCACCCUCAGAUCAUUGGAGCAGAGGAUGAUGACUUUGAGCCAGGACAGCUGAACGGGCAAUGCAGUAGUUUCCAGAGUAUUGAUCAGCUGAAGACUAGGCCUGCUCACCUGGCUGUUUUCCUCCAUCACGUCGUCUCACAGUUUGACCCGGCUCCUUUGCUGUGUUACCUGUACGCUGACCUGCACAGACUGACCAGUGCCAAGGAGAGCCGCCGGUUCUUCAUAGACUUCCACUCGCUCUUCUUGGACCGAGCCGCUAAUCUGAAAGUCCCAGUUCCAGAGAGUGUGGCAGCUGAACUUGAGAGAAGGCGUGUGGAGCUGCUCCCAGAGGACCUCUGUAAACACUACACUCAGACCAUUCAGGACUCUCUGCGCUCGGACUUGCUCAAACUGCUGGAGGACUUCAGGCAUAAACGCAGUAUGGGUCUGACCCUCGCUGAAGACGAGCUCUCCAAACUGGACCAGGACCAGAUCAUUGACCAAUUUAGUGACCCGACCAGAGACCAGACAACAGACCAGACCAGAGAGCAGCAAGCCCUGGAGAAGGAGUGCAACUGUGCUGAGGGAAUCCUCUCAAAGAUCGACGACGUUUUGAUAGCGUCACAGCCCUCAGAGGAGGACAAGUGUUUGACCGUGCAGUAUGUGAUUCAGACCUACAUGAAGCAUCUGGGUGUGAAGGUGAAGGAGACACGAGGACUGGAGCACAAGAGGCCACGGGUCAACUUCCUCCCAAAGAUUCCUGCUAAGAAGAAAACCAUCAAAGCAGAGAAGGAGGGAGAGGAGAAGGUGAAGAAGCGCUUCCCCAACAUCUUGCCUACACCUCGACGUCUCAGCCGGGUGGAGUCCACUUCAGUAGGGAAGGCCAUGGAGCUGAACAAGCAGAGGUCUCCUAAGCAGCUCCCUCAGCCCAGCUUUACCAUCCCCGAGCAGGCCGACUCCUCGAGCACUGUGCACAUAGUGUCACCCAGCGCGACACCCACCUCCCACAGCUCUGCAUCUGGGCACGCACCGGACCCCAGUGGCCACGAGUCAGACUGCAAAAUCGAGACUCAUCAGACCAGGCAACAUUUUUCCAGUUUUCAACUGUCCAAUUUUGAUGCGUCCUCUUUGUCCCCGGGCCCCCGACUGUCUGAGGGCCUCCAGUCUGCCAAGACCCCUGAGGGCCCUUCCUCUCCCUCAAGCUCACAGUUCGACUUCAGCACUUCCAGUGUGGAGCUCCAGGACGAGGACCAGGACGCACUCAGCCGCCGCAUCGACCCUCAGAGCACUGGGGCCACAGCAGAUGUCCUGAGCGAGGAUGACCAGGGAACUGAGGUGGAGCUGGAGGAGGGCGCUCCCACCUGGCAGAGCGCGGUCAGCCGGGACGUCCUUGCUGCGCUCACAAGCAGGGAGAUAGAGAGGCAAGAGGUCAUCAACGAGCUGUUGUACACAGAAAGGGCCCACGUGCACAAGCUGAAGGUGCUGGACUGUGUAUUCUACCAGAGGCUGAACCGGGACUCCAUCCUCCCAGCUCAAGACCUCAGGAACAUCUUCAGUAACCUGCAGGAGAUCAUCCAGCUGCAUGCGGUUCUGUCGGAGCAGAUGGCAGCGGUGAGGAGGAGGAGCGAGGGCCCAGUGGUGGGGUCCAUAGGAGAGGACUUGCUCACAUGGUUCAGUGGAGCGGAGGAGCACAGGAUAAAGCAGGCUGUGGCUCUGUUCUGCUCUAACUUGCCCUCAGCUCUGGAGCUCAUCAAGACCCGACAGAAGAAGGACCAGAGGUUUGCCAGCUUCAUGCAGGAGGCAGAGAGUAAUCGCCUGUGCCGGCGGCUGCAGCUCAAAGACAUCAUCCCUGUGGAGAUGCAGAGGCUCACCAAGUACCCCCUCCUACUGGACAACAUUGCCAAGUACACCGAUGACGUGGAGGAGAGGAGGAAAGUGAAGAGAGCUGCGGAAUGCUGUAAGAAGAUCCUGAACCACAUCAACCAGGCGGUGAAAGAGGCGGAGAACAGACAGAGGCUAAAGGAGUACCAGAGGAGACUGGAUCUGUCCUCUCUGAAGCCCAAUGAGAAUCCUGUGGUCCUUGAGGUCAAGAAUCUGGAUCUGACCAAGAAGAAGCUUGUUCAUGAGGGCCCACUGUCUUGGAAACUCACAAAAGACAAGGCCAUUGACAUGUACACUCUGCUGCUGGAGGACAUCAUGGUGCUUCUGCAGAAACAGGACGAGCGUCUGGUCCUGAAGCUCCAUGGGAAGAACCUGACCAGUGCAGUGGACCCAAAGCAGGUGUUCAGCCCAGUCAUCAGACUGAGCACAGUGCUGGUGCGCCCGGUGGCCACAGACCACCGGUCCUUCUUUGUCCUAUCCAUGUCUGAUAACGUGGCUCAGAUCUACGAGCUGACUGCACAGACCAUCUCAGACCAGAGGACGUGGCAGCGUCUGAUCACUCAGUGUGCAGACUCCCUGAAGGCUCGGCUCCACAGCAGAGAUGCAGCGGUCUCCCAGUCCGAUGAACAUAAAGCCAAUGAGAUCAUCAGCAACGGCCUGGACAAGACCAAAGAGUCCUGUGUGACUAGUGAGGAGGACCAGUGCUCAGAGCUACCCUGUGCAGAGACCUCCAGUCCUUUAUCUGGGGGGAGUUGUCUGGAGGAGCAGGAGCACCCAGAGGAGCAGGAGGUGGACGAGGCCGAGCUGGAGGCCUUCCUGGACGGGCAGUUAGCAGAGCGUCUGGACCAAGAGAGCCAGGAUAGCCCAGAGAGCCCGGUCCAAACCAGCUCACAUGACCUGAGCAUAAGCGCGUCUAAGGCUGAAGAUGCUCUGCGCACAUUGUCCAUGCUGAAGCAGUUGUUGUUGAACCAUAUGAUUAGAGCCACUGAGGAAGACAGACAUGAGACUAUGGAGGACAACCACACAGAGGGUACAGACCCCCCAACAGAGGACCCACCUGCAGAGGCCUUCCAAAUGGACACAUUGGUAAACCUCCACAGACAUGACCCACCUCCUUCCCCCUGCACAGAGGACACUCCCUUAGGGACCUGGAGCUGUGCUGUUUCCUCAGACGCCCCAGCAGAGAGCUCAGAGGAGCCCCCUAGACUAUGGGACCAGAGCUCUGACACUGUGGAGAGAGAAGCAGAAGCAGCAGACCAGCAGCACCACAACGGCUUUAUGGUUCUGGACUUGUGUGAUGGACCAGAGGACAGCUUUGAGGACGAUGUGGGCAUCGACAUGAGCAAGCUGCUGUCCUCCUCCUCACAGACAGGGAGUGCAGGGCCCAACCUCAGCAGACAACUCAUGACCCACCUGCGGCUGCUGCAGGCCGAUCUGCACUACUUAAAGGAGGUGGAGCAGAAGUACAGGCAGCUGCAGCACAGCCUCAGUGACACCACCACAGACUCAGACGACUACACUGAUUCGGUCAUUUGAGCAUUCCCACCCAUGGACACAAAAGUGGCCAACAGAGUCAAACACUGGAUACAUCCACACACCACCAGGGGGCAGCACAUCAGGACACCUCACCACUCCACAAUUCCACAAUUUUUAUUCAAAUCUCACGAUUAUGAGAGUGACUUUCUGAAGUUGGACUUGCCGAGCAUAGUACAACCAAAUCAUGGAUACAGUCAAAAAUCAGCAAUCAUCCUUUUGACAUUCCUGGAUUUAUACAGCAUUCCGAUCACUUUGUCUGUAAGAAACUGGCCGCGAGACUGCACACGAGCUGAGGACAUGUGGUAAAACUGUACACAUUCUGUAAACAGUGAGAAAAUAUGAGUUAUUGUAGAGAGCAGCACAUAUAUAUAUAUAUUAUAAACCUUAGAAUUAUUUUGUAAUGCAUUUGCUUUUAACACUUUGAAUACUGAAUCUUCCACUCAUGUAUUUGAUUUAAAGUAUAUGAAGUUAUUGUAUUAACCCUGCUGACACAUGCUGACACAGAGGUUAUUAAAAAGAAA